This is a messenger RNA of Mugil cephalus (flathead mullet), 3001 nucleotides long. RefSeq names its product dipeptidyl peptidase 4-like. The transcript has 26 exons. Gene Ontology annotation, biological process: proteolysis. The coding region runs from base 324 to 2585 and encodes 753 amino acids. The record is from RefSeq and is a predicted model, not a curated record. NCBI's taxonomy places the organism in Eukaryota, Metazoa, Chordata, Actinopteri, Mugiliformes, Mugilidae. Gene Ontology annotation, molecular function: dipeptidyl-peptidase activity; serine-type endopeptidase activity.
CUGGGUCAUACCUUGAAUGAAUGAAUGUUGUUGAAAUGUUUUUUUUAGUGGACAGUUAGGGGAGCAGCCCGACAGGCAGAGAGAGGGAGAGAGAAAAAAAAAAAAGAAAAGAAAACACCGGAGCAGCAUUAAACCCGAACUUUACUCCACCGGACGUUUAUUGUCCCACCUUUGAAACUUGAGUUGAGAUAAUAUUUAACAGCAAAGCAUGUGCGGCGCAUAACUUUAGUGCUCUCCGCGCGUCAAGCUGCUGGCUGCUGGAUCGAUGGUGUUGUGAUUUGGACGCAUAUUGAUUUCGGGCUUCACCAGACGCGCAGAAAACAAUGGGCACCAUAGCCAAGAUCCUCCUGGGAGUCUUUGGGUUGGCAGUGGUCGUCGUUUUGAUAGCGGUGCCCACGAGCAUUUACCUAAAAGGUCCUGACUUUUUUCCUCCCCUCCCGCUUCCAACAUGCGUUGCAGAGGAGCAGACGAGCAGUAGGAGGUCCUUCACCCUGGAGGACGUCUUCAACAGCUCCCUGAAACCAAAGUCCUACAACAUGAAGUGGAUCUCAGAUUAUGAGUAUCUGCACAUGUCGCAGGGCUCGGUCUUCCUCCACGACGUGGCCGGGGACAAAGUCACCGAGUUCUUGAGCAAGGACAAGUUUACUGAAAAAAACGCUAACGACUACCAGCUGUCUGCAGACCGAAGAUAUGUAGCAUUUGUGAGCAACUACUCCAAGCUGUGGAGACAUUCAUUUACGGCCACAUAUUCGCUUUAUGACCGGGAGUUGAAUGAAUUUAUCGCACCCCAUAGCUUGAGUCAUGAUGUCCAGUACUUUGCCUGGGCCCCUGAAGGCAACAAACUGGCCUUUGUCUGGAAGAAUAAUGUGUAUGUACAGACCAGUCCCAAGUCUCCACCGCAGCAGGUCACGUUCAACGGAGAGGAGAAUAAGAUCUUCAAUGGAGUCCCGGACUGGGUGUAUGAGGAGGAGAUGUUCUCGUCCAAUCAGGGCCUCUGGUGGUCACCCGGAGGGAAGUACGUGGCUUACGUAGAGUUCAACGACACGGAGGUGCACACCAUAGAGUACUCGUGGUACGGCCAGAACCAGUACCCCAGCACCGUCUCCAUCCCUUAUCCAAAGCCAGGCACUCCCAACCCCAUAGUGAAACUCUUCGUAGUGGACACGGACAACACCACAAAAAUUACCGAAGUUGUUGUUCCAGCCUUGUUCAGCUCAAUUGAACACUACUUGUCCACUGUUACCUGGGUGACCGAUGACCGUCUGGCUGUGCAGUGGCUAAAAAGAGUACAGAACCACCUCAUCCUUCAGAUCUACAGCCUUAGUGGAACCAGCUGGAAUCCCGUUGAGAAACUGGAGCUGACGAGCACGGGAUGGAUCGGACGUUUCUCUCCUCCAGAGCCAGUUUUCACCACAGACAAGAACAGCUAUUACCUGCUCAUGAGCGACGCUAAGGGAUACAAGCACAUCCAUCACGUGGUCGGGGGCGUAGCUACACCUAUCACCUCCGGAGAAUGGGAGGUCAUUGGCAUUCAGAAAGUCACUCCAGACAGUGUAUAUUAUUCAAGUAACGAGGAGGGGGGCAGGCCGGGAGGAAGGAACGUUUACAAGUGGACGGCAACAGAGACAAAGUGUUUGACUUGUUCAUUCCGUGAAGACUGUCAUUAUAACUCGGCCUACUUCAGCCACAAUGCCUCCUUCUACCGCGUCAGCUGCAACGGUCCCGACAUUCCUCAUCAUUCUCUCAUGGACAACAGGAACAAUAACCAGCUCAAAGUUUUGGAGGACAACAAGGCGUUUGUCAACCUGAUUGAGAACAUCGCGAUGCCUACCAUGCGUCGAAGCUUCAUCAAACUUGGCCAAUACAAUCUCUGGUACCAGAUGUUUUUGCCUCCAGGCUUCGAUGAGUCAAAGCAGUACCCUCUACUUAUAGAUGUGUACGCAGGACCUUGCAGCCAGAAAACAACCUACAUGUACAGGGUGAACUGGGCCACCUACCUGGCCAGCACUGAGAAUAUCAUCGUCGCCAGCUUCGACGGAAGAGGAAGCGGUUACCAGGGCGACAAGUUAAUGCAUGAACUCUACAAACGUCUGGGAACCUAUGAGGUGGAAGAUCAGAUAACAGCGGCCAGGGAAUUCAUCAAAAUGGGCUUCAUUGACAAAAACAGAGUUGCUAUUUGGGGAUGGUCCUAUGGUGGAUAUGUUACGUCAAUGGUCCUGGGUUCCGGCAGUGGAGUUUUCAAAUGUGGAAUGGCAGUGGCUCCGGUCUCCAAGUGGCAAUAUUAUGAUUCCAUCUAUACAGAGCGCUACAUGAUGGAGCCCUUAGAGAAUCCAGAGGGCUACGAAAACUCAACAGUAACUGCCAGGGCCAAGAAUUUCCAUGCAGUGCAGUAUCUUCUGAUUCACGGAACGGCUGACGACAAUGUCCAUUUCCAGCAGGCGGCCGAGAUCUCAGAGGCUCUGGUGGAUGAGCAAGUGGACUUUGAAGCCAUGUGGUACACCGACAAAGAUCACGGGCUCACCGGCUCGGCCAAUCAACAUGUCUACACUCACAUGAGUCACUUCCUUAACAGGUGCUUUGCAUAACUGGAUCACCGUCAUUGUUCCAUGUGAAUAAAAGAAAACACUGUUAAAAUGAAUGCAUUUAGUUUUCAUGUGCACUCAUGAAUAUAAAAGAGUCAUAAUGUCGCUCCGUGUCUCUGAAAUGUACCAGCCUCUUGUAAUACAUCUACACAAAAAUGUGAUUUGUUUUUCCCUAUUUGUGCAUUUAAUUCUCAUAAAUGUCCUUCCGUGACCUGAAGAACUUAAUUAACGUGAAGAAUGAUAUCGUCUGUGAAAGUGGAACUAUAGUUGUACAUCUAAAGACUUUGUACAGUAUUGUAUUAAAUUAUGCAUAGAGACCUAAAAUACCAAAGUGAUUUUUAUACAGUUUUACUAAAUCUAUAAGAUUGUUGAAUGUUUGUUGCAUUAAAUGUUUUCUAAAAUAAAAAUUUAAACUGCGA